This is a messenger RNA of Caenorhabditis angaria, 9055 nucleotides long. The record is from the annotation of a GenBank genome assembly. Lineage: Eukaryota; Metazoa; Nematoda; Chromadorea; Rhabditida; Rhabditidae.
UUGGUACGUUUUUUUCAUACGACAAGCAAUUUAUGAUUAAUAGAUUGUUUUCCCCUUCAACUUUUUUGGGGGGAAAGGAAAAUAAUAAGUUUUUCGGUAAAUUGCUUUUUCUCAACCGAGCCAUGUCCAAACAACAAAAAUUUGAAAAAGUUGCCCUUUUUAUCAACAAUUGUUUUCUUUUCAUCAAAAAUUAAAUGACACAUGUUUUCGUAUAGAGAAAUUACAAUUUUUCAACAAAAAAUAGUACAAAUUCUUGCCCCCUUUAGCGGCACAUAAGUUCGUCAAAAAAAGAAGGAGAAGGCGGACUGAUUUGACGACAAGUAGAAGACAACUUAUUCUUUUUUUGUCGCCUUUUUUCUACCCCUUCUUUUUUUGGCGAGUUUUUGAAUUGUUGUGUCGUGUUGUGUGGCGGCUCCCCUUCUACUUACUUUUUUGUGCCCUCGGGCCUUCUCUCUCUCCCUCUCUCUUUAGCUAUAGCUAUUCUCCCCUUAUUAGCCUCAUCAUAAGUUUUUUUGCUCGCUUUUCUCAUGGGGUUACUGUAGGGCUUGAAAUGAGGUGGGCGCGCGGCGGGGAAUUAGCGGAUUUUGAAUUAGUUAGGAUGAGCAGAACGAGAGAAAGAACUCAUUUAUUUAAUUCUGCACGCAAUUCGAUUAUUCUGACAUUUUUCGUUUGGAGGCUGUACUUUGAGAGGCUGGCUGAAUAUUUCAGAUCCUAAAGUGAAACAGUUGAUUUUCUGCUGUUCCAAAAUUUUGAGCUCAAAUCCUAGAAAUGCCACGUUGAAAACCUGAUACUUUUGUGCGAAAAGUUCACGUCAAAACUUUAGCGAAAUUUUCAUUUCGAAAAUAAUGACUUGAGAAUUUGGGUUGUGAAAAAAUCCACAGGAAAAUAAACAAUUUGCACAUUUUCAAAAUUGAAAACACUUGAAACUUCGCAGUUUUUGCUCUAAAAACAUAUUUCAAAAAAUCCACGUUCCAAAAUUCAAAAAUUAGAAUUUUUUCGAACUGAAUUUCAAAAUAAUUUCUUGUUCAGCUGAGCAAAAUUCAAUUUUCAAAAAAAUGUUUCGUAAAUUUCGUUACUUUUCUGUGCUUCCAAAAAGUUUUGACACCAAAAAAACAACGAAUUUGUGCCACGUGGAAAUUCAACUCAAAACUCAAAGUUUUUAUUUCGAAAAUUCUGCAAACAAUCUGAAACUCUCCAAGUUCAUCCACGUGGAAAAUUCAGAUUUUUCGUGUCGCUGGAGCACAUCCUGAUUUUCGAUCCUCAAAAAAUUCAAAUUUUUUUCAAAAUUUUUUUUGCUCCUUCCACUUCCAGGUACCGCCCUAAUUAAAAUUAAAAUGAAAAAAAAAGUGGAAAUUAAUUACAUUUUCUCACUAAUUUUCAUGAGAUGCAUCGAAAAAAGACUAAUUUCACGUUGACAAAUUUCACAUCCGAUUUUUCUUUCCAGCUCUUCGAAAUUUUUUUCCUUCUAAUCCUAAUUAAAAUCUCCACAGCUCUCUAUUUUGCUCCAAAAAAACUAGUAGAAAAAUAAAAUAAGAUUUUCAGCCUCGAAGAAAAAACUGGAAAUUUAAAAUGUAUAGAUUUUUUGCUUGGCUCUACGAGACAUUUUUUUUGGUUGGUUGAUAAGAAAAAAUAGUGUCAAAACAUUUUAUGUUUUUUUUUUGGGUAAAGUAAACAUUUUUUUUUUGAAAAAUUUCGCUGCGUAUUUUUUGGCGUGAAAAUGUUUAUAAAAUUUGGUGCCAAAAAUAAACUAUCUUGCAAAAAAUGGUGCUUUCUCAUAUUCAUAGUCAUUCUGUAACUCUUGAUCUUCUCUCUCAAAUCACAUUAGAUACUCAUUCAAGUACGCAGCCAAUUUAUCGAAUUUCUAUUUCCAGAUUAUUAUGAGGUUACUGUAGUUUGAUCCGGUGGCUGAAAAUCUAGGAAAAUGUUAUACAGUCAUGUGGCUCUUCUUAUGGUACGAAUUGUUGAGGUGGUCUCAAAAACCACCGUACAACAAUCAGCGAGAAUGUUGGUGGCUGAAAUUCAUGGAGAAAUUCAGGUGAGAAUGAAAAUCCACAAAGUUUGAGCAAAAAUCAACGAAAAUUUGCAGAUCGGUGCACUUUUUCCAAUUCACCGACAAAUUGCGGGUUCGGAGAGUUGUGGUGAGAUUUGGGAACAGUAUGGAAUUCAACGAUCCGAAAUUGCUAUCAAAACAAUCAGGGAAAUUAAUGAGAAGUUGCCGUUUAAGUUAGGCUUAAGUAUACGGUAGGUUGGGUGGCCUAGAAAGCCAAGAUGGAAAGAACUAGUCCCCGAAUUUGAAACCUUCUACUUUUUUCCUAUGAACAAGGAAUAUAAUACCAGUCCCUCUAGUAUAAAAAUAGGUCCUCGGAUUUUAGAAUCCUAAAAUUUCAAAUCAUGAAGAGGAGGGACAAGAAUUUUUAUAUAUCUAAAUUUAAUUCAAAACUCUAUAUUCAAGUUCAAAUUCGGGGACUAGAAUUGUCUCUCUUGAAAUCCUAGUCCAUCCUCAAAACCCCAACUUUUGUUUCAGUGAUUCAUGUUGGACCGAACGGAUAGCAAUGGAACAAACAAUAGCAUUUCUACGCGAAGGAGUCGCUCAAUGUUCUUGUUGUCAAACACCAGGUUGUAACAAGAAAUCAGUUCCCGUUGUAGCUGUAAUUGGACCCGGAAAAAGUUCGAGCACAAUUGCUGUUCAGAAUUUGUUGCAAGUUUUUCGAAUUCCACAGGUUGGAUAUUCGGCGACGACGCCUGAUUUGUCGGAUAAAGAACAGGUGAGGAGGGACGAGAUUUGGGUUUCUAGGCCAUGAUCGGGAAGAGCUAUAGAGGGACUAGGUUUUUGAUUUUGUGCUAGGUUUUCUAGGCCACGUCUUAUUUUGUGCUUAACCACGACCAUACAAGACGCCCUUUGAGUCAGACGCGAGACGACGAGAGUAUUUUGCAAAAAUAUCUCGAAAAUGAAUUUCGCUUCGAGAUAUUUUCAAUAAAACAUGUGUUCCUUGAAACAAAAUACGGUAUUUUUUCAAAGGGACACAUAUUUUCUCAACAAAUAUCUCGAAGCGAUGUCUUUCUCUGUCUCAGAUGACGUCAUCAGACCCCCGUCGUCUCUCGUCUGACCCGAGGGGCAAUUUUCUAUUGGAGUAAAUGGUCGUGUAACAAUAAAAUUAAAAUGUCUUGCAGUUCGGUUAUUUUCUUCGCGUCGUUCCAUCAGAUCGUCAUCAAGCUCAAGCAAUUCACCGCCUUCUGAAUCAUUUUAAUUGGACAUAUGUUGCCGUUUUAUAUUCAGCCGGUAAGAGUUAGCCUAACUAACUAACAAAGUAAAUAUAUCCUUUUUUGAAUAAAAAAAGAAGAGGGAGAAAAUAGCCGGCGGCGGCAGGAGGUUAAAUCGAAUUUAUCUUGAUUCUUUAUUUUUUGUGUUGCCGUUUUUUGUUGAGUUGAGGAUGAAAAAAAAGGAAAAAAGGAGAGGGUGUUAGUAAUUAGGUUUUUAUUCUGACGAGAAUAUAUAGAAGAUCAGGGACGAGAAUUUGAAUUCGGAAUUUUAGGUCAUAUAAAUUUUCCAGGAAACUAUGGAGAAAAAGGCUUCGAAUCGCUCGAAAAAAUAGUUGGCCGAAAUGAUUCGACAGUUUGCAUUGCUCAUUAUGAUAAAAUCAAAACUCUGGCAAGCGAUGAAGAAUAUCGAAAAGCACUUUUAACAGUUUCCGAUCGAAAAGAUCGACCACAAGUUAUUGUUUGUUUUUGUGAAGGACAUUCGAUGCGCAAAUUCUUCGAAGCUCAACGAUAUUUGGCAGCGAAAAAUAAGAAAUUCGAACGAUUUCAAUGGAUUGGAUCAGAUGGUUGGGCUGAUCGACAAGAUGUUGUUGAAGCAUUGGAAGAUGAAGCAAUGGGAAGUUAUUCGAUUAGAAUACAUGCACCAAAGGUGAGUUCAAAGAUGGGGUUUCGGGUAAAACAUUUAGAGUUCAUAGUUUUUUCAUUAUGCAAUUUUGGAAUACUGUAUCUUAUCUGAAUUUUAAGAAAGUUCCGAAGUCAAGUUACUGUGCCUGGAGAAUUUCUAGAUCUUUGAAUUUUUCAAAAUGAUACAUUUUUAGAGCUACAGCAAGCUGAAAAGAUUGAGCACAGUAUUCUGAAAAUUUGCCUGGAAUUAAUGAAUUGAUUUACAAAAAUCUGGAGCCAUUGAUCUUAAAAGUACAUAGAAUUCGAGCCCAAGAAAUGAAAACAAUCUGAUUUACAAAAAUCUAAAAGCCAGAUUUUGCCACUGAAAAUUUUCAAAAAAUCAAUAAAUAUUUGUAGGUUGCUAAAUUCCGUGAUUAUUACACCAAACUACAUCCAGAAAACAACACAAUGAAUCCAUGGUUUCGUGAAUUUUGGCAAAUGAAAUUCAAUUGCACAUUUGCUGUAUCAAAAGAGGAUAAAAAUAAUGAAAAUUUGCGAAUUUGCACGGGAGAUGAGAAUUUGGACGAAAAUUAUAAAGAGGAUCCGAAAUUAUCGCAAGUCGAGAAUUCAAUUCGUACUGUAGCAAGCGCUUUGGCAGCAAUGUAUAGAGAAAGAUGUCCAGAUAAUUCGACACUUUGCACUGAAAUGUUAUCCAAAAAUGGAACACUUUUAUAUCAGUAUUUAUUAAAUGUCACUUUUACUGAUUACUAUGAUCAGAAGGUGUAUUUUGAUGAACAUGGUGAUCCACCAGCUUGGUGAGUUGGCAAAAAGAAGCGAAAUAUUGGAAGAGUGAAAAUCUUUUUUGCAGGUACGAUAUUCUAAAUUAUGUCGGAAAAACAUUCGAUGAUUCUUCAUAUGCUGAAGUUGGCAGUUUUCGAUCGAUAAAUGAUUAUGGAGAAGAGGAACUCAAAAUGCAUACUGGAACUCUGUUUUUUGACAAUUCGACUUUUGUUCCACAAAGUGUUUGUAGUCAGCCUUGUGGAAUUGGACAAUGGGUGAGAGAUUUACGCGGGGUUUUUGAGAAAAAUUGGAUCGAACCAAGAUGACCUAGAAACCCGAAAAAUUCACAAUUUUACAUUUUUGGAGUUCUUUCAAAUUUUCAAAUAUUAGUUAGUUAGAAAAUUAUUGCUACCGAAGAUCUCGGUAUGAAAAAGAAUUUGAAUUCAUAAAAAUUAGGAAACGUAUUUUUUCCGGGGAAAUUUUGAAAAUUACAAAAAACAGUAUGGAAAUCAUCAAGAUAGCCUAGAAAACCAAGUACACGAUUAUGGUGGCCUAGAAAACCGAACCUUUUGCAGAAACGUGAAACAAUGGCUUGUUGCUGGAUUUGUGAAAACUGUCUCGAUCAUCAAUUCGUCAAUCAAACUACAAACAAAUGUCACAAUUGUACUCUUGGCUUCUGGCCAAAUUGGAAUCGAACAGGUUGUGAAAUAAUCAUACCAGAAGUCGUUUCGUGGACAUCUGCCGGACAUAUUAUGGCACUAUUCUUGGCGAUUGUUGGAAUUAUUACGAGUUUGGCGACGAUUGGCGUAUUUUUGAGACAUAAUUCGACACCGGUUGUGAAAAGUACGACGAGAGAAUUGAGCUAUAUUAUUUUGAGCGGAUUGGUUGCUUGUUAUGCGGUUUCGUUUGCUUUGCUGGCUACGCCAUCGUCGACUUCUUGUUUUAUUACCAGGUGAAUGAAGGGAGCGGGAGUGGGAGUGGGAAUAUGGGAAAUCGGAUGAAAAAUAAUUGAAAGUUGUGGAUUUUGAGGUAAUUUCUAGUUUUGAUCUUCUUUGAAUUCACGUGACAGAAUUUUUCAUUUCGAAAAAUUGGGACCAAAAACUGAGGACUCUAGAAUUUCGCAGUGGAAAUCCACAUGACAACAAUUGAGAAUUUUAAAUUCUAAUUUUUUGAAAAUUCGUUGCGCUUUUAGUUCCCGCUUUUUUUGACACCAAAUUUUGAUCGACAAAACCUUAAUCGCCACGUGGCAACAAACAUUCUUUUCAUUCAACAUAAAUCUUUAUUUUCUCAAAAAAAAUCACAUAAAAUACAUGAAAAUUCAUUAAAAAUAUCGAUUUUUCGCAAAACGUGUCAAAAUUACAACAAUUUGCAUUUGUUUUUGUCCUCAAAUGGAUUGACUUUUCCAUCAAUUGGUUGCAAAAGUGGAUCUUCAUUGUUGGCCGAAUAUUCCAAAAGUUCGGCCACCGAAACUGACACAUUUUGACGGUCCAUUUUGAGUUGAUUGCCAAGAGAUUCGACAGUUUUUUCGAGAAUUUCCGGCUUGUCCAUGAUUAGAAUCGGAAUUGAGUUUGAGCUCAGAGAGUUUCAGAUUUUUAGAAUGAAAUCUUCAGGGGAAAUCUGGGGAGGAGGAGCUAAGAAAAAAGAAAAUCACGAGUUUUUUUGUAGUUCUACUGCUAUACGAAAUACAAAAAAUGUCGAAAAAGGGGGCGCUUUUUGGACUUUUGGAAAGUGCACGAUGAGUAAUUCUGGGCCUUUCAGUAACUAAUUUGGCCACGUGGAUUCUCGAAAAUGAAAAAUUUACGUAGCAUUAGAAUUGGAAGGCUUGGGGAGGGAGUGUUCAAUGAUAGCUUGAACUUUGCUCUGGAUAGGCCUGGACUCGUUAACUAUAAUUUAAAAUGAUCUGGAAGCCCGAAAAAUAUCCAAGUCUUGUCCCCAAAUCUCGAAUUUCAGAGUGAUUCCACCAAUCGCAUUUGCCGUCGUCUAUUCAGCACUUUUGACAAAAACGAAUCGAAUUGCGAGAAUUUUGGCGGGAAGUAAGAAGAGGAUUCUGACGAAGAAACCACGUUUUCUGUCGACUUUUUCGCAGGUAAAAUAGGUUACGGGAAGUUGGGAUGUAAAAGAGGAAUCAAAUUUUCCUCCAUCAUCAUUUUUUUGCAGGUCGUAAUCACUUGGAUUCUCGUCGCAAUUCAAUGUGUCAUCGUAGCCGUUGGUGUAAUGCGUGAUUGGCCAUAUGCAAUAUUCGCUAAAUACGCUCUGCCAGCCAGACUUAUUCUAGAAUGUGACACCGAGACAAAAUCCUUUCUAAUUCCAUUUUUCUGGGAUUUCUUUCUCAUUUCCCUGUGCACUUUAUACGCUUUCAAAACUCGAAAUCUACCCGAAAACUUCAACGAAGCCAAAUUUAUUGGAUUCACAAUGUAUUGCACAGUGGUUGUUUGGAUCGCUUUUCUGGUUUUGCACAUGGGAACAACACACAAGGCACUGGUUAUGAGUUUUUCUUAUAGUUUAUCGGCUUCUGUCGCUUUGGCUCUAUUGUUUUUCCCAAAAUUAUAUAUAAUUAUUGUGCAUCCGGAGAAGAAUAUAAGAGCCAGUUAUACGACCACAAAAUUGAUUAGGUUGGUUUUUUUUUGGGAUAUUGUUGAUACCAAAUAUAGUUCCACGUGGCAAUAUUUGAGGGAUUGGAAAUUUGAGUCUAAAAUCAAUAAGCUUCUUUCUGUUCUUUAUUAAUUUUUGAAUUUUUGUAGUCUUCACUAUACGAAAUACAAAAAAAAAUGUUUUUUUAUUAAUUUUUCUCUGAACUUUUGGAAAGUGCAAGAAAAGAAAUUUGGGAUUUUUAAACGAAAAUAUUCGAAUAAUUGAGGUGGAAAAUCCAUAGCACUGAAACGGAAAAACGUGAAACUUUUGGCUUCAAAAAAUUUUACCACGUGGAUUUCCAGCUUCUAAACCUAGGCUUGUUUGCUCCCACAGAAUAGUCUAGAAUCCCAAAUUUUUUUCAGAUGUCACUUUGGAAAUUCACAAGCCGCAUACGACAGCACAUCAAAACAGGACAAACAUCUAGGCGGUUCAAAAACCACAGCCAGAACAUCAAUGCAAAGUGGAUCAGCGAGUAAAUCGAGUAGUAUGGGAGGAGGCGGGGGAGGAGUUACACGAACUGCUUCAGUUCAUGUUCCGGUACAAAGAGGAACAACUAGUGGAAUAACACAUUCGAGUAGCGAUGCAUCGACACAAACUGAACAAUCGAGCAAAUUUGCGAGGAGUUUUUCGAUUGUUGGAAGGAAAAAACAGGGUUUAGAUGAUGAUGUUCAACAAUUGGUUGAGGCUUGUAGAAGAUAUCAGGUAAGGGAUCGGGAAAGGCUCUCAGCCUUUGGCUUAGAUAUAUACCCAAAUUCAGGACGAAAAAAUCAACUCAUCUGGCGCCAAUCUUUUAUUAGAAGAAGCUGAAGAUGAGGUAGGAGCAAUGUUAGCCGAUUCAAUUGAGAAUAGCAUGAGAACUGUGUUGAGUACGGUAGCUGGCAAGACUGUACCAGCUACCGUAAUCUCGAAUACACCAUCGACUACUGUAGCGAAACCGAGUGAAGCUAAAGACAGUAAAAAACCGAAGAUUAUUCCACCGGAUGAUAAUUUUGAAGAGGUUAGUUUCAUUUUAAUUUUGGAACGGGGUUCGAUGUCUGCUGAGCCUAGGGCUCAAGCCUGGACUAUUUUUUUUCAGAAUCUUAAUCGAUAUUUUCAGAUCCUAUCCUAUCUCUGUCACAAUUAUUAUCUUACGGUUUUGCAUGCGUUUUUUUUCUCCUUUAUUAACCCCGCUUUUUUUUGAGUUUUGCUCUUAUCAUGAAAAAACGAACGCUUUUUCUUUUUUCCCUCCCUAAUUUUGGUUCUGGUUUUUUUUGUUUCUGCUCUAACUAACCUGCACCCACAGAGCAAAGCUUAUCACUGAGUUUUGGUUGAAAAUUGAGAGGCGGAGUCUUUUUUCUCCAGAAACAUCGGUUACUUAUUCAUGCGGGACGAGUUAGAUAUGAGUUUCUAAUUUUUUGUUCGGGAAAUCUGGCAGGUUAGGCAAUAUUGUGAGAUCAGGAUGAGAUUUGAACUUCUGACUAACUUGAGUCAACAUUGCCUAACUUGCCAGAUCUGAACAAUUGUGAUGUAUUGCGACAUCUUUGUUGAACCUGUUCAAAUUUUUUUCACACUCUGUGAUUUCAAAGCGCAGAAUUUUCAAAAUUCAACAAUGUUCUUCAGAAAAAGCCGAUUUCGAACCAAUUUCAGUGAAAAACCUCAAUUCCUAGCUUGUCCCACAUAUUAAUUUGUAAUCUCGCCACUCUAACCCAAAAAUCCAAAUUCCUCCCAAAACCCUCAAUUUUUCUAGCUACUUCGAAGUCGCGGAGUUCAACCCAUCGGAUUUUCGCAAGCCACACCACUAUAA